UGUGCCUGUGUGGGUCCCUUUGGUCAUCGGUUUGGCGUAGAUUGCGGGUCUGUAUGACUUCUUCUUUUAUGGCGUAGAUUGUGGGCUGCUCCGUGAGGUUUGAGUUUGACCGAUGGUGGUUUCUCUCGAUGGGUUCCCCGCCGCCGUCCGGCAAUCUCCCGCCGUCGUUCUUUCUGCUGUCGCCCCCGUCAUCCGUAAGGUUGCUCGCUGCUACGCGUUGCGCGGUUUCCGUGUCGCUGUUGAUGACCGCAACGUCUCCAUGGACGCCGGACUCGGCCGGGACCGGGAGAACCAGGUUGCUGCUGCUGGCCAGGGGCUGCCCCUUUUCCCUCCCGAAGCUCUUCCUCGUGGGGCCUCCUCAACGAGGCCAGGCAGAUGCACGAGGCCGGCAAGCUGCGGUGUAUCCUGGAGGGCGCCGCGGCGCGGGACCGGCCCUUCGUCUGCAACGCCUGGGGAGCGUCCGCUUCAUGCCCUCCCGUGCCUACACGGGAUACUGCGAGAUCUUGGUCGAGGAGGAAGGCCGCACUAGCCGCUGCGGUGACUGCAACGACAACAGCUUGAUAAUGGCGUCCAGCUCCAGCAUGAAAGGGCUCUAUGUUGGAGAUGCGCUUGCUUACCAUAUCAUGCAGUCCCCUGCCAAGGUUGGAGAGCCUAUCUUGUGUCAGAUUUCACAAUGGUGGCGCUCAUGGCCAUCAGGAGGGAGAUGCUGACUCACUAUAGGGUGCUGGACAGCUGGGACAUUAGCUCCACCGACUCCUCCACAACUGAGAAUCUCUACAUGACUGUCAGUAUGUAGAUUAUGAUGUCUGCAGGCCAGGUUUGUUUUCCAUAUUUGUGCACAAUGCAUCAGAAUGGAUAUCUGAUCAUUCAACUAUAAUAUUGACUGGGUGUUUUAUUGUCUUUUAAACAAACAAACAUAUUUCCGUUCCAGCUUUCAUCCAUUUCCAACUACUUGGCCUUUAUAGAUCUUCUUUCUUUUGGUCAGAAUAAGUUGUAUAGUUGCCUGGUUUAGUUAGCCAGAUAAGGGAAUCCAAAACCUGAACUCAUUUAUAUUCACUUGGGAACAUGAACUAUUUACUUGCAGGAGUAUGUUUUGUGUUCGACAAGAUUGUUGUUGAUAUUACAGUCCUACCGUCCAAGCAUGUUGAAAAAAAUAUUUGGAUUAUUGGGAAAGUAGUAGCAAGUUCACCUAUUUUUGUUUUCGACAAGACAAUGUUGUUUUUGCAUCUAAGUUUGGAUUUUUUUGUUGCUGAUUUAGAUGGUCAUUACGUUAUACAGAUUCAGAAUGCAUGACAUAAGUCGAAAAGCUGAAGCUCCAAAGAAAAGAUGCUUUCAAUAUGAUAACUCCUUUUUUCUAUGUUGAACUCUUUCGAAUAUUCUGAUCAUGUCCGUUUUACUAUUCCUGGGAUGUCUCUACUUCCUUACAUAAUUUUUACUGGCAAUAUUCAUUGCCAUUAACCUAUGUUAAACACAUAUUGGAGUAGAGUAGAGGUUGAUUUCAGAAAAGUUUCUUUAGACCAACCUCAUUGGAUGGAUAUGUUCUGUGUGAAACUUGGAUAGCCAGUGAUGGGUAAUUUGUAACCAUAGUUUGGUUUUCUUUUCUUACCUUACCAAGCUGACAUCUGUUUUUUUUUGUUGUAGACAAACGUUAACUUAUGACUUGAGCUACCUUCUGAUAAACAUAUCAAGCCCUCCCAUCUAUCUUUUAAGAGUUUCUAGAGUUUGUUCAAAAAGUCGGUUAUCAUAAUUUAAACACAUAUAACUGCAGUAUCCAACUACACUAACUACUGAAGCUCUCUACCUGGAGCGAUUGCCUGCCUGAAGGCCAUCGAGUUUGCAGUCGAGGUAGGUAUGGGAUGGAUAAAAACUGAAACUGAUGCAGCCUUGCUAAAAUCGGUUCUCCAGUCCUAUACAUUUGAUUCAGCUCGCCAUGUAGUUCUCUUCAGGUAGGCAAAAUUCCAGCUGCUCACCAACUUCUUAUAUUACAAAGUAUUGUAAUGUAAGCCCUUUGUAAUACAAUGGCUCGCGCCUUAGCUGCUAAUGGUGCUAGCUUAGUCUUGGGUGGUGUUAUGAUGUGGCAUGAUGAUGCACCAGACAGUAUAUCUCAUAUUGUUGCUAGCAAGCUAGCUGCAACAGAUCAAUGAAGUCCACGGUUUGCUGUAAAGAAA
Messenger RNA from Lolium perenne, 2168 nucleotides. RefSeq lists its product as uncharacterized. Lineage: Eukaryota; Viridiplantae; Streptophyta; Magnoliopsida; Poales; Poaceae. The record is from RefSeq and is a predicted model, not a curated record.